Messenger RNA from Scatophagus argus, 1413 nucleotides. Its product is annotated as microsomal glutathione S-transferase 3-like. The transcript has 4 exons. The record is from RefSeq and is a predicted model, not a curated record. NCBI's taxonomy places the organism in Eukaryota, Metazoa, Chordata, Actinopteri, Scatophagidae. Gene Ontology annotation, molecular function: glutathione peroxidase activity; glutathione transferase activity. Bases 140 to 562 code for a protein of 140 amino acids. Gene Ontology annotation, cellular component: nuclear envelope; endoplasmic reticulum; membrane.
GAGAUUUCGUGAGCCUCUUAUCUGUUUACCUUGCUGCUUCCUGCCUCGCCACUGCAGGAGGGUGCUAAGUCGCAUUUCUUGUUAUUUCCUCGACGCCGUCCUCUGGAAACCCAAACCGAAGUGAAAAUAUCGAGCAGAGAUGGACAUUCUGAGUGUGUUGCCAUCCAGCUUUGGAUAUGUCAUAUUUACUUACCUCUACAGCUGGAUUAUGCUGCUGUAUUUAUCAGUAAAGGUCGGGUCUGCCAGGAAGAAGUAUGAUGUUAAGUAUCCCACUAUGUACAGUGACAAGGAACACAUGUUCAACUGUAUUCAGAGAGCACAUCAGAACACCCUAGAGGUGUACCCUCAGUGGCUUGUUUUCCAGACCAUUGCUGCUCUUGUCUACCCGUUAUCGGCAUCUGUGCUCGGGGUUAUUUGGGUGACCAGCAGGUUUUCGUAUGCAUGGGGCUACUACACAGGAGAUCCAGCCAAGAGGAUGAAUGGUGCCUAUGGCUACAUUGGCUACUUAGGUGUCAUCAUUCUGUCCAUAGCUGUAGCCUUGCAGUUGGUUGGAGUCUUUUAAAACAAUUAUCAUCUUCUUUACAGAUUUUUACCGGCUUACAUGUGAUUUUCAAAUGUAUCAGCUCUAAAGUACCUGUAAACAUCUUUAAAAUGCUAAUUUCAAAUUGUGUUGCUAAUCAUGGUUUUAUGGGCCACUGAAUCUGAUGUCCUCAUAUUCCAAUGUUUGUUGUGAUUGCCUACUCAGUAACCAUUGACAGUAAAGUAGGUGCUAACUGUUGCUACAGCUCCAGAAAUGUUCUCAGCAGCAUUCUGUUCACAGUAGGCAUUAAAAUUUGCAAAAAUAAAAGGGUCAGCUGCAGGCAUGAAGGCCCAUGUGACUCACGCAUGAUGUCUCAGACACAAAUCUCACAUCAGCUUCAGCUUGGUUGAAUGGAAAAUAGACUCAAGAAGAUGCAUUAGUCAUUUUAAUAAACACAGAGAGAUCUCAGAAAAAGUUCUGUUGAUUGUGUCAAAGUAGUUUCCUUCAAAAUGAUCAUUUUCCUCAAUUUGUUUCAAUUAACACUAUGUUCUAAACAUUAAUUCAGCUGCUCUGCAUACACAACACUAAAUCAAUGCAAAUAAGUCUAUACAGGGAAAGAAUAUUCACAUACAUUCCUUUCCUGACAUCCUCUUUGUCAUACUUAUGUAUCUUUUCAUCAUUUAAAUAUGAUUUGAAUUCUGUUUUUCCAGAUUUUAAAAUGAUUUUUUGCUUAAGUGUUUGGUGGUAAAUGUGCUUGUAUAUUAUUUUUGGAAUCACAUCCAGCAUGUGUUGCAAGCUGUAAUAGCUUCAUAAAUGAAUGUGAAAGUCAAGCCUUACAAAAUGCUCAGCUGCUAUCAUUCCUACAUUAAAUUUUGCUCAGAUUGUACUCCCAA